UGGCCCGAGCAACCCAGAGAGCUUCUGAUCGCAGCACAGCCUUGGACUUAUUUCAAGGGAAAUUAACCCCAAAACCUCUCCACAAGGCCGUGGCCCUGAGCAUAUGCCCCAGGAAAAGCUAGGGAUGAGCACCUCCCUGAGCUACAAGUCGUUCUCCAAAGAGCAGCAAACUAUGGAUAACCUGGAGAAACAGCUGAUCUGCCCCAUCUGUUUGGAGAUGUUCACCAAGCCAGUGGUCAUCCUGCCCUGCCAGCACAACCUCUGUCGGAAGUGCGCCAGUGACAUCUUCCAGGCCUCCAACCCCUACCUGCCAACCAGGGGAGGUACAACUGUGGCAUCGGGAGGCCGCUUCCGCUGUCCCUCCUGCAGGCACGAGGUGGUCCUGGACCGACACGGUGUCUACGGGCUGCAGAGGAACCUGCUGGUGGAGAACAUCAUUGACAUCUACAAGCAGGAGUCCACAAGACCUGACAGGAAGUGUGACCAGCCAAUGUGUGAAGAGCACGAAGAUGAGAGAAUUAAUAUUUAUUGUUUGAACUGUGAAAUGCCCACCUGCUCCUUGUGCAAAAUCUUUGGUGCCCACAAAGACUGUCAGGUUGCUCCUCUCACAAAUGUUUACCAGCAACAAAAGUCUGAGCUGAGUGAUGGCAUUGCAGUCCUGGUGGGGAGCAAUGACAGAAUGCAAGGGAUUGUCACACAGCUGGAGGAGACCUGCAAGACAGUUGAGGAAUGCUGCAGACGACAGAAAGAACAGUUGUGUGAAAAAUUUGAUUAUCUCUAUUCUGUACUGGAAGAAAGAAAAAAUGAGAUGACACAAAUAAUCACUAGAACCCAAGAGGAGAAACUGGAACACAUCCGCUCCCUGAUGAAGAAGUACGCGGAUCACUUGGAAGCAGUGUCAAAACUAGUUGAAUCAGGAAUCCAGUUCAUGGAAGAACCAGAAAUGGCUGUGUUUUUGCAGAAUGCCAAAACAUUGCUACAAAAUCUCAAUUUCAGAAUUACUGAAGCUUCUAAAGGAUUUCAAAUGGAAAAAAUAGAGGAUGGGUAUGAAAAUAUGAACCAAUUCACAGUGAAUCUUAGUAGAGAAGAAAAAAUAAUACGAGAAAUUGAUUUUGACAGAGAGGAGGAGGGAGAAGAAGAAGAGGAGGAGACAGAGGAUGGCGAAGGCCUGGGUGAAGUCCACACAGAGUCAUCAGGAGAGGAGGAAGAGGAGGAAGAGGUGGAAGAGGAAGGCAUGGAGAGAGCACCACAGCCACCUCAGCAGGACUCCGAAGCACAGAGUGCAGGGGGAGAGCUGCUGGCUGAACCCACUCCAGCUGCCCCAGCUGGUCAGGAUGUUGUUGUGACACCAAGUGGUUCUCAACAGACUCCUGAGUCUGACACUCAAGUGCCGGCCACAGCUGAAACCAUCGAUCCCUUGUUUUACCCUAGCUGGUAUAAGUCCCAAUCACGGCGACCAAGCAGUCCAAGCUCAACCCCGGUGAGUGGGCUGGGGAAAGUAGGGACUCCUGUUUCUCUGGAAACAAGUGCAAAGAAGGCAGAAGCCCCGACAGCAGCAACAAUCGAGGAGAAUGCACCAGGGAGUGGUAAGGAAAGUAAUGCCACUGCAGCGAUGUCCAAGACUGGUUCUGAACCAUACCCUCAAGGACGAGUGGAGGAAGCUCCCGUGAGCAGUGAGAGGGGUGAUGAGCCGGCUCGUCAUGUCUUCUCCUUCUCCUGGUUGAACUCACUGAAUGAAUGAUGACUCACUCUGGCUGGCUUCUGGUGUGCUUCUCCUCAGAAGGACCAUGAGCACAGGCAGCCUGGCUGCAGUCAGCAAAGAAACUGGCCUGGGAAGGGACAUCUGAGCAGGAUUCAUUCCUACGAACUCAGCUGACCUCCACGUCAUGCCCUUGAAUUGACAGACCUGAGAGGGAGGGGAGCAUGGGGACAGGUUACGAUAUGUAUUGUAGUCAGAGUGUUUUCCAGUAAUUUCUUGCUUCCAAGAGGGAAGAAGCAUCACUACAGCUUUAGGCUGAGCACUGCUAGUAUUUUGUAACUCACUUGAUGGCACAUCCCCAUGUAGGUGUAAACACUUCACCAAUGUUCUUAGCUAAAAUGCUGGUAUGAUAUUCUCUAGUAGCAUCCUUUGCCAAAACAGUGUUUCUUCUCAGUAUCCUCCUGCAUCCCCACUUGUCAGUGCUGGUGACUUCAGUGACACUAUCAUGUCCUUGGCAGCCCCAAGUCAGGGUUGUGUCUAACAGUACUGGUGCCUCCCAGGCUGCGGAGGCUGAACACGGCAGGGAAGAAAGAAGCUGCCAUUUCUUCCUUUGCACUUGCUCUUCCUACUAAACCAUAACAGAUGACGCUCACAGAAACACAUUAUUUGUAAGGAAGAUUCCCAGUGGCAGGAGAGAAGAAGAUGCACAUAUCAAAAGCACUGGCCAAGACCCCCACACAGCUAUGAGUGUAUGGGGCAGUUGCUGAAGUGCUGCCCAGUCUGUCCAGCCAUAACCUGUGUCUGUGUCUUCUCAGACAUCAGUGUGUGUACAAAAGGGGACGUGUUCUUACACGAAACCAGAGUGAAAUUAGGUAGUCACAGGUGCUCACUCAAGGUUUAAUUCGAAGCCCCUGUGCUGUGCUGUAGAAAAGGCAGAUGCUGACUGUCCUGUUCUGUGUGCCUUGCAGAUGUUGAGCCACCAAAUGAAAUCAAAUUUAUGUCUUAAAAGAGGCUCUACAAGUUGUUCUGAAGGCAACACUCUGAUUUUUGUCACUGGGAGUAGGGUGUCAACACUCAGUAGCGUUUGAGAGAUUGUCAGGCUGCCGGGAGCACUUGGUGCCAUAGGGGACCAGGUGUCAAGCUCUGCAAUAGGGUUAUGGGUGGAUCUUUCCCAAAUCCCUGAGCCAGGCCCGCAGUGCACUCUUUUGGCAGGGGCCUUGUGGGGCCAUAAGGCUGCGCUGUGCCCCAGGAGGACUGGUGAGCUGGCAGUGCAGACUGGUUAAGCAGGCUGUGGGGGGUGAGCCCCUGUCCUGGACACCUGUCGCUACCGGCCCGAGUGACAUCAAACCUCGCUGGUAUCUGUUUUCCGUGGAGAACGUUCCCUGGAAAACUCUCCUGCGAGUUUUGGAGGGCUGCGCAGGCGAGCUCCGCGCAAAGCUUUGGAGCUCGCGCAACCCAGAACGAGCGCCGCCCAGCACCGCCACCGCAUCGCCUCCGGCUGCUGGAGCAGCUUUUCCCUGGGAUUUGGUUCGGGGUGAAGGAUUUACUAUUUUCUCCUAGUCGUCCUGGAAAUUUCCCCCAGUUCCUCGUGGGAAGUUUCUCCACACCCACGACCGCCUCCCUAGAAGCCGCUGGGAGGGACACCGGUUGGGCACCGCCGUCGGGACGGGGAAAGCCGAAGCAGGGAGGAACCUGCCCUUUUGGGGUGCGGGGAGGAUGCAAAAACGCAAAAGAGAUGCGGGAGCGCCUCAGCGCUUUCCCUUCGCUGCUCCCCGGCGGGAAGAGGCUGCCCGAUCCCGGCCACAGCGGCAGGAGCCAGGGAGCCCCCUCGGGGGGC
Pseudopodoces humilis (Tibetan ground-tit) is the source of this 3536-nucleotide messenger RNA. It is a transcript of the gene TRIM55, whose product is annotated as tripartite motif containing 55. Gene Ontology annotation, molecular function: zinc ion binding. The record is from RefSeq and is a predicted model, not a curated record. Gene Ontology annotation, cellular component: cytoplasm. NCBI's taxonomy places the organism in Eukaryota, Metazoa, Chordata, Aves, Passeriformes, Paridae. Gene Ontology annotation, biological process: regulation of microtubule cytoskeleton organization.